GCUCCCUCUGCGCUCUGGUGCCGCUGAUCUCCCUUGCCCCGACCCACCAUGGCCCCAGGAACCAGUUGUCUCACGCUGCCGGAGCUUCUGGCCCUGCUCUGGGUUCUGUUCACAGGAGCUGGAGGUACCCAGGUAUCUGUGCACCCAAAAAAUGUUGUUAUACCUCAAGGAGGCUCUGUGCAGGUGAACUGCAGUGCUUCCUGCAACUCCCUGGGUCUGGAGACUCAGUUGACUAAGGUGGAAUUGACCAACGGGGAUAACUGGAAGGUUUUUCUACUGAGUGAUGUGCAAGAAGAUAGCAGUCCAAUAUGUUUCUCAAACUGUGAUAAUAAGCAGUCGAUAGCUUCAAUGAACCUCUCUGUAUACUCUUUCCCUGAGCUUGUGGACCUGGCACCCCUGCCUCUCUGGCAGCCUGUGGGCAAGAACCUCACCCUGCACUGCAAGGUGGUAGGUGGGGCGCCCCAGGCCCUCCUCACGGUGGUGCUGCUGCGAGGAGAGAAGGAGCUAAAACGGCAGCCAGUGGCAGGGAAAACCACUGAGGUCCCAUUCACCAUGCUGGUGGAGAGAGAGGACCAUGGCGCCGAUUUCUCUUGCCGCACAGAACUGGACCUGCGUCCCCACGGCCUGGGACUACUGGAGAACAGCUCAGCCCCCAGGCAGCUCCGAACUUACGAUCUGCCAAAGACCCUCCCAAGCCUUGCUACCCCCAAAUUUGUGGAAGUGGGCAAAGAGUGGUCUGUAAACUGCAGCCUGGAAGGGCUAUUUCCAGCCUCAGAGGCUGAAAUCGGCCUGAUCCUGGGGAACCAGAGUUUGCACCCCACAGUCAAGCACAAAAAGGACGCGCUCAUGGCCUGGGUCCAGGUGAAGGUAGAGGAGGAGGGUGUGCAGCAGCUGAAGUGCACUGUCAUGCUGGGAGGCCAGAGCCUGGAGAAGGCAGAAACUGUGACCUUCUACAGCUUCCCUGCGCCCAGCCUGACCCUGAGUGCAAUGGAGGUCUCAGAAGGGACUGGGGUGACUGUGGAAUGCAAGGCCCAGACCGGACUCCGGGCAGUGCUGAGUGGGGCCCCGGAUGGCCCUCCAGCCUCAAGGGCCCAGUUCACACUGAAGGCCAGGGCUGAAGACGACAAGCGUCAGUUCUUCUGUUCUGCUGUCCUGGAUAUAGCUGGGCAAGUGCUGUACAAGAACCAGACCCAGGAACUCCGUGUUCUGUAUGGCCCGCGACUGGACGAGAGUGAUUGCCCGGGAAACUGGACGUGGGAGGAAGGUUCUUAUCAGACCCUAAAGUGCCAGCCCUGGGGGAACCCACCCCCUAUGCUGGACUGUCGUCGGAAUGGGGAUAAAGCUUUGCUGCCCAUCGGAGAACUAAAGCCUGUGAAGCAGGAGAUUCAGGGCAGCUACCGGUGUCGUGCUGUGAGCUCUCAGGGCGAGGUCAUCCGUGAAGUGCUUGUGACCGUGAUCUACCACCAGAAUUACGUGGCGAUCAUCGUUGUGAUACUCACAGUCUUCGUACUUACUGUGGGCUUAGCUGCGUGGUUCUAUAAUCGCCAGCGGAAGAUCCAGAAAUACAAGCUACAGAAGGCUCAGGAGGCCAUAAAGCUGAAUAAGCCAGCCACACCACCCUGAGCCUGUCCCGGGACAGGGCUUCCUCCUCAGCCCCUAUUGGUGGCCGAAGUGCCACAUGAACAGUGGUGGAUAUGUGCCAUUCAACUAUUCCCAUCAAGGAUACCAGAUGACAGAAUAGAGGCCUCAGUCAGGAUACAGUCAGCAUUCGGAGUCAUGGCACCUGCACACCUAGGACCCAGGCCUCAAGCCUGACCCACAGCCACAGGAUUAAACCAAGAGGAAGGGCAGGACCAUAAAAGGAAUGUCAAAGUCUGACCUGGCCAGAGGUGGAGUAAGGAAGAUACAUACCUCUAACAUGGAUUCUCCCUAUUGGGAAACAUCAGAAUUCACCCCAUGGUGUGCGCUGCAGCCCUGGUCCUAAAGAAGUGGCCCCGUGCAAACACAUGCAGGUCAAACACAACCCCCCUCCCCUGCUUUGCCUGGCAGAUGCUUGCUCCAGGACUUCUGUCCUCUGUCCCCAACUCUUGAUGAUGACAUAUAUUUAUUCAUUUGGUUUUUUACUAUUUAUUGAGUGCCUUUUAUGUGGGCUAGAAUGCUAAGACAGACACAGGGAGCUCUCCGUCUAGUCUCAUUCAGGGUUGCCAGAUACAGUUGUAUUGACUGUACUUCACAAGAGUCCCUGGCAAAAUGAUUGGACUGAGGGCUGGAAUUGUCCCCUCCGUUAGCCAAGUGACUGUCCCCCAGGAUGAACUGCUGAGCCCUUAUCCCCCAGCCCUACACUGACCGCUAAGCCACCUCUCUGUUCUGUACACAUCUGCGGCUACUCAGGAUGAGCUUUGGUGUCAUCCCUGCGUGUGAGUAUCCAUUCCUCGGCACUGUCAUGAAACUGGUCAGUUCCCGAGCGCCCCUGCCUUGCCCUUCUGUUUCCAGUUCAGAGGACCCUGCAAGACCAGAACACUGGCAGCUCCUAAUUCCUGCAGUGAUGAGGGCCCUGCUGGCUGCGAGCUGGAGAGGCUUUGGAGGAUCCGUAACCAACUCUGGAAGCCUCUCCCUUAUGCUAGGAAAGCUUUUUCCUCUCCCCCAGCCUUGUGUGAAUUGAGGGGUGAUGUCCCGUCCAGCUGGAACCCUUUCUAGCUGCCCUGCUAUAACCCUUCCCACUUCCUCUCCAAAGAAAAUGCUGCAGGCUCUGAGGCCCUAAUCCAAAUCUGGGGCUUGUCAAGACAUUUUGAAACUAGCGGAAAUAAAGAGCUCUU
Messenger RNA from Condylura cristata (star-nosed mole), 2816 nucleotides. RefSeq names its product intercellular adhesion molecule 1 (gene ICAM1). Gene Ontology annotation, biological process: cell-cell adhesion. Gene Ontology annotation, molecular function: integrin binding. The transcript is spliced from 7 exons. The record is from RefSeq and is a predicted model, not a curated record. NCBI's taxonomy places the organism in Eukaryota, Metazoa, Chordata, Mammalia, Eulipotyphla, Talpidae. Bases 49 to 1623 code for a protein of 524 amino acids. Gene Ontology annotation, cellular component: membrane.